AUGUUGAAUAAUAAUGAUUUUAAUAAGGGUAUACAUCAAAUAGAUACCUUUCAAAAUAAUAAUAAUAAUAAUAAUAGCAAUAAUAAUAAUUUUUUUAAUAUGUUAAGUAAUUUAGAUGAUAAUAAUAAUUCUCAUUCAUAUACUUCUAAUUUUUUUAGUAAAAAUGUUAUAACAAAUGAUAAUAAUAUUAACAUGUUUGAUAACUUAAAUAAUAAUUUACCUUUUAAUAACUUUCAAAAUAAAAGUUGCGUUAAUUUUUUUAGUAAAGUAGAAACGCCUAAUAACAAUUCAGAAGUUCUAUUUACUGAAGUAAAAAAAAACAUCUCUAUUUUUGGUAAUAAGCUUAAAAAUUCUCCAUUAUUUGCUAAUACCUCAGGAAUAGAAAAUAAAAAUGGAAAUAAUAAUUUCAGAUUUGAUGAUUAUGUUAGUAAAGAUAAAUCAAUAUUUGGGAAUCGAUUAAAAGAAAGAAAGCCACUUUUUACAAAUAUUAAAAAUGAAAAUUCGUUAUCAUUAAAUGAUGAAAACUUAAAUUAUGCUACAAAUGAAAAUAUAACUCAAUUAGGUAAUCAAAAUAAUAAUUUUAUGAAUUAUAAUUAUGAUCAAAAAAAAUUUUCAUAUAUAUUUAAUUCAUGCGACAAUAAUGAUUUCACAAAACAUAUAAAUAAUGAAAUAAAUGAAAAAAAUAAUUUAUUUCGUAAUGUGUGCAAUCCUGUUUCUUUAAAUAUUGAAAAUAAUUCAAACAUAAAAAGCAUAAAUCCAUUUGCUAAUAAUACAAUUAUAAAUGAAUCUCCCAAUUUAUCAAUAUGUACUGAUAUAAAUUCUAAUAAUUAUAAUAGCAUACAGAAUAAUAUUCAAUAUCCUUAUUUAUAUCAUAAUACCAAUAAUAAGAAUAUAUUAAGCCCUAAUUGCACACCUUUUAAUGAACAAAAUAUUAUAAAUACACAAACCAAUUUAUUUAAUGAAAAAAAUAAUUUUUCAUAUAAUGAAAUAAAUAAUUUAUCAAAUUAUUCUAAUAUGUUACCUUCAAAUAUUGCCAAUUACGCAGUAAACAAUUCAAAUACUAAUAUUCCUAAUCAAAAUAAUAUCAAUAUCACAGAAAAUUUUUUAAAAGAACAAAACAGUAAUACAAAUAUAAUUGCUUCUAAUAAUUUUAUGAGUAAUGCUGAUAUAAAUUUAAAUAAAAAUGAAUUAUUUUACAAUCAAAAUAAAAUUACUCAAAAAGGAAAUUUCGACUUGAGAUAUAAUGAUCAAAUAAUUUCAAAUAAUAACAUAAACAGUUCUAUUGAAUAUAAUACAAAUCCUAAUUUUAUAUUAGGAGAAAGUGGCGUGAAUUCAUUGAAGGAAUUAGAAAGAACAAAUCAAGAUGGUAAGUUAAAUGAAACUUCUUUUACAAGUGAAAAUGAAAUAUUGUUUGAAAGAAAGUAUAUAGAGAAUACUGAAAAAAGGGUACUUUUUUUUAAUAAUAACUUUAUAAAAUCAUUAGAAUUAAUAAAUACUCAUAAUCUAAAUAGCUACAAUGAAAAUAGAUCAACCAUAUAUACUUUUCCAUACUACGAAUCUUUUAACAAUGGUAUAUUUUAUAUAAAAGCAAUUGAAGAAUGUAAAAAGGCAGAAAGAUUUGAUAUUGAUGAUGACUUAUAUAAUAAAAUAUUUUCAAAAAAUGAUGGAAAUGAGAUGAAAGUUUUAAAAAAUAUUAAUAUUAAUGAAAAAAUAGACAAUGAAAACAUGAAAUUGAGUAUUUAUUACCCUUUGUUGCACGUAGAAAAAAUAAAAUUUAGGCAACCACUAAGUUUAGACAAUUCAAAUAAACCAAUAAAUAAUAAUUUUGAAUUAGGAAAAAUACCUACAGUUAUAUAG
Molecule: messenger RNA, 1857 nt
Organism: Plasmodium relictum
Lineage: Eukaryota; Apicomplexa; Aconoidasida; Haemosporida; Plasmodiidae
Product: conserved Plasmodium protein, unknown function
Exons: 1
Coding region: 1-1857 (618 amino acids)
Source: RefSeq, a predicted model, not a curated record